AUGGCUUUGAGGAAGCACAGUACCAUCACAGAGUUCAUCCUCCUUGGCCUGUCUGUUGACUCCCACAUCCAGGUUCUGCUCUUUGUGCUUUUCCUUGGGAUUUACCUCUUGACUAUAAUGGGAAAUCUGUUGAUGUUGUUGGUAAUCAGGGCAGAUUCCCAACUACACACACCUGUGUACUUCUUCCUGAGUCACCUCUCUUUCAUGGACUUUUGUUUCUCUACUGCCAUAGUGCCCAGGCUGCUCGAGAUCCUCCUGUCUUGGAGAAAAACCAUCUCAGUGGGGGGCUGCCUGGCUCAAGUCUUCUUUCUGUUUGACUUUGGAGGAACAGAAGUCUGCCUACUGUCAACAAUGGCCUAUGACCAUUAUGCUGCUAUGUUCCCACUCCUCUAUGACCAGGUAAUGAAUAAUCAGCUGUAUAUGCAGCUUGUGUGGGGCUCAUGGAGCCUGGGCUUUCUAGAUGCACUCAUUAACAUCCCCUUGAUAAUGAACUUGGACUUCUGUGAGGCCAAAACCAUCCAUCACUAUAGCUGUGAGCUGCCCUCUCUCUUCCCUUUGUCCUGCUCUGAUGUCUCUACCAACCUCACUGUCCUGGUCUGUUCCACACUCCAGCAUGGCAUUGGUACAUUCUUCCUGAUCUUCUUCUCCUAUGUGCACAUUGUCUCCACCAUCCUGAGCAUCAUCUCCACCUUGGGCAGAAGCAAGGCCUUCUCCACCUGCUUCUCUCACCUCACCACAGUGAUCAUUUAUGGCUCAGCUUUCCUCCGUCAUCUCAUGCCAACCUCAGGCUCACCUCUGGAGCUGAUCUUCUCCAUACAGUAUGGUGUGGUCACUCCCCUAGUGAAUCCCUUCAUCUACAGCCUGAAAAACAAGGAGGUUAAAAAUGCACUGAGAAGAACCUUGGGCAAGUUUUUGCAACAGUCAGGUAGCAAACAAUGGCUGGAGAUGAUUAGGCAUUAG
Molecule: messenger RNA, 960 nt
Organism: Neomonachus schauinslandi (Hawaiian monk seal)
Lineage: Eukaryota; Metazoa; Chordata; Mammalia; Carnivora; Phocidae
Product: olfactory receptor 8S1-like
Biological process (GO): G protein-coupled receptor signaling pathway
Cellular component (GO): membrane
Molecular function (GO): G protein-coupled receptor activity; olfactory receptor activity
Source: RefSeq, a predicted model, not a curated record